Molecule: messenger RNA, 2337 nt
Organism: Solea senegalensis (Senegalese sole)
Lineage: Eukaryota; Metazoa; Chordata; Actinopteri; Pleuronectiformes; Soleidae
Product: nephronectin
Cellular component (GO): membrane
Molecular function (GO): calcium ion binding
Source: RefSeq, a predicted model, not a curated record
CACUUCGUGUCCUCGCGCGUGUGUUACCGUCAGACUCAGACGGUUCCGCGCGACAUGAACCGAACCGCGGUCUCCUCCAGGGAUUUAACUUAAAGAAGGAGGAGCGCGUGCCAGUGCGAGACCCCACUGUGUGUGUGUGUGUGUGUGUGUCUUCAUCAUGACGGUUCCGGUUCCAGACUGGUUCUGAACAUGGUGCUGCUGUUGACCCGGAUCAGCCUGCUUCUCCUGUCCUGGUCCUGGUCCUGCACGUGGAGCCGAGCUGAGCUGCUGCAGCACGACAGAUGGGACGACGACCUGGCGUCCCUGUCCCUGUCCGCCGGUCUGUGUCGCUAUGGUAAUAGCGUGGAGUGUUGCUGGGGCUGGAGACACACGGAGCGAGGACGAUGUCAGCCUCACUGUCAGCAGGGCUGUAAACAUGGAGAGUGUGUCCGACCAGACAGAUGCAAAUGUCACCCGGGAUUCAGUGGGAAGGCCUGUAACCAAGAUCUGAACGAGUGUGGUCUGAAGCCUCGUCCCUGUAAACAUCGCUGCAUGAACACGCUGGGCAGCUACAAGUGUUACUGUGUGGACGGAUACACACUGCAGGCGGACGGCAGCUGCAGGAACGCUCAGACCUGUUACCAUGCCAACUGUCAGUACGGCUGUGAGGUGUCUAAGGGUGUGGUCCGCUGCACCUGCCCGUCGCCAGGGUUACGGCUGGGACCGGACAAACGCACGUGUGUCGACAUUGACGAGUGUGCGUCCGGCGGCAGGGGGGUGUGUUCUCGUCACAGGAAGUGUGUGAACACGUUUGGCAGCUUCCUGUGUAAAUGUCACCAUGGUUUCAAACUCACGUACAUUAACGGACGUUACGUCUGCGUCGAUAGAGACACUCGUCCGUUCUGCUCUGUGAACCCGACGUCUCCAAAGUGCAGGUGCAGAGACGGCAGGUGUUCAGCUGUUCCUAAAGUCACACUGGAGCCACAAAGACCAAGAACUACAACUCCCAUCAGCCCCGUCACCACUGCUCCUCAGCCAGUCACCACGACAACUACCACAGCAGCAGCAACUCUGCCAGUCACAGCCAAAAUAUCUACAACUACACCUGUUACUACGACAACUACACCUGUUACUACGACAACUACACCUGUAACUACAACACCUGUUACUACGACAACUACACCUGUUACUACGACAACUAUACCUGUUACUACGACAACUACACCUGUUACUACAACAGCUACACCUGUAACUACAACAACUACACCUGUAACUACAACACCUGUUACACGGUUACUACCAACCACCUGUACUACAACAGCUAUUACUACGACAACUACACCUGUUACUACAACACCUGUUACUACAACAACUACACCUGUUACUAUGACAACUACACCUGUUACUACAACACCUGUUACUACGACAACUACACCUGUUACUAUGACAACUACACCUGUUACUACAACACCUGUUACUAUGACAACUACACCUGCACCUGUUACUACGACAACUACACCUGUUACUGCAACACCUGUUACUACGCCUAAUACAGUGGAAUCAGCUGUCUCCACACUGCGCGUCACCACCAUCUCCAUGGUAACAACAACAUUAAACAACCGGAUCAACAAGGACGUGACACAGAAACAGAGAGGAGACGUGCACAUUCCUCGUCAUCCUGACAAUAACCAGGUGUGGGAGUUUGACAUCGAGCUGGGAAACACGGGCGAGGACGACGUCGGCGACGAUCCUGAGGCAGGCGUGCUCCGCUGCACCUUUGAUCAUGGAGCGUGUGAUUGGCUCUCAGACAGAGAGGGAGAUCUUCACUGGGAAACUUCUGAAAACCCUGCAGGUGGGCGUUUCCUCUCCGUCCCAGAGCUGAAGGCGGGGCAGAGAAGCUUCCGUGGUGCCCGAUUGGCCGCCCAUGUCGCCCGAUCCUGGAGCCGUGGCGACCUGUGUUUCUCCUUCUCUCAUUGGCUGACAGGACAUCAUGUGGGCGUGCUGCAGCUGUUUGUCCGCAAAAGGGGGCGGGACCAAAGGUACAGCCCCGCCCUCUGGAGCAGGACAGGUGGACACGGCUGGAGACACACACAGGUUACCUUGACGACACACUCGCUGGACAGGGUGUUGUUGAAGGUUGAGCGGAAGCAUGGGCGACACGGACAGAUCGCCAUCGAUGAUGUCACACUGAGGCGGGGGGCGUGUCGAUGACAUCACUGUGUGUUGAUGACGUCACAGUUUGUGCUGUUUUAAAGGAGCAGUGCCGCUUUUUAAGCCUCACAACACGAGCGGCCUGCAGGGGGCGAUGUUCACUCACACACUCAGGACUGAUAAUGAUGAUGAUGAUGCCUUCACACU